Molecule: messenger RNA, 1985 nt
Organism: Monomorium pharaonis (pharaoh ant)
Lineage: Eukaryota; Metazoa; Arthropoda; Insecta; Hymenoptera; Formicidae
Exons: 5
Coding region: 1263-1985 (240 amino acids)
Source: RefSeq, a predicted model, not a curated record
UUUCAAAGAUUCCGUCGAAACGGUCCUGUGAUUGGUGAUCCGCUCGUUCCGCUUCCGCAUAUUCCGCUCCAUGGGACCGUACCCUAAGACGAUUUUAGGGACAUUCAGAGCACGUUAAAGAUGAUGUGGUUGGUUGACGCAAAUUACGUUUACACCGUAUGUAAAGCCACUCUGAGGGUGCAGUCCCAUAGAGCGUAUUACGCCUAAGCGGAACGAGCGUAUCACAAAUUACGGGACCGUUUCGACGGAAUUUUUGAAAGAGUUCUAUCAGAAUAAUCUCGUGUUGGUGUUCCGCUCGUUCUGCUUAUGCGUAAUACGUUCCAUGGGACUGCACCCUGAGGCUGAUGUCCCCUGGAGCGGAUUAUGCGGAGCGGAAUGAGGGUGCAGUCCCAUGGAGCGGAUUAUGCGGAAGCGGAACGAGCGGAUCACCAAUCACGGGAUUAUUCUGAUAGAACUCUUUUAAAGAUUCCGUCGAAACGGUCCUGUGAUCUCGUUCGCACAUGUGUACAAGUGCAAAAUCCACCUUUUGCACUUAUGCGCAUGCACGAGACCAUCUUUUGCACUUGUACGCAUGCGUGAACGAGAGAGAAAGGUAUUACCCAAAGCAUGCUAGCCUUUUCCCUCUGAAUCUUACCCCUACUCCCACAAUGCUCAGUCUAGAUAUAUUAUAGGCGAGUUUUUUAAUUUAUCGAUCAAUUGCAUUAUGCACAGAUGCUUUUCUCUGUAAAAACUUUUUUUGCGCAUCGUGCGAUUGAGUAAUCGAUGAGUUAAAAAACUCACCUUAUGUCUAUGGACGCGACAGACUCUUAUUGGGUGCGUUCCACUUAAAGCUUGCAACGACCGUGGAAUCAUUUUAUCCUUGUUGUUUAUCAAAUAUUAAACAAAGAUAAAUGACGCUCGCAAGCGUUGCGAGCGUUAAGUGGAACGCACCCAUUGUAGAUCCGCCCUAAUCCGCUUCAUAGGACCGCAACCCGAGUGGUUGCGCUGCUGGUUGCAAUGGCCGCAUUCAGCAAACUCAGCAGCUAAGUAGCAAUCGAACAUGAUUGGUUCUGACUUAUAGAACCAACAAAUCAACGGCAUUAUUCAACGGAAAAUCUAGUAAUGUUGCUCAACUACUGAGUCUGCUGAAUGCGGCCAAUGAGUCUUUAUUGCGAUUAGUUUUUGCUCUAGUUCUAUUAAAUAACUAAGACCAAGAACCAAUUGAAUUAAAAAAUCACUGCGCGGCAAACUGUAGAUGCAGACCAAUUGAGACAAAGGUUAAUAUGCGAUGUUCGAAGAUGUGGAUUUUUUAUUGUAUCUGCGCAUUUUACGUAAUGCUCACCAAUGGUACAUAUUACGUAUGUCCAUUAAAUGAUAUUUACGCAAGAAAAGGUAAUAAUUGCAUGUUGAAAAAUGCGCAGUUAAGAACAAAGGCAUGCAUAAUGGCUGUUAACGCAAAUAUCGAGCAUCUUUCUAAAAUUAAAAAAAAUUUAAACCAUAAUAUUCCUCGAGUAAAAUUACAAUCUAUAAAUCUUUGCAAGUAUAAAACACUUAGCCGACAAAAGCCUCGAAUAAUUAAAUCUGAGGUACUUAAAAAAGGCCAAAAAAUAAAAAUAAAAAAUAAAAGUAAAACUAAUCAGCAGGCGCAAGAAAAACUAAAGACUACAUCUGAAGAAUACAAUCUCUCUGAUAUGAUUCUUACAAAUGAUUUUUCAAAUGCUAUACUACAAAUAGACACUGUGAAUAAUGAUAGCUCGUCCACUGAUUUAUGUUUGAAUAUUCAAACAAGAAUAUUGGAAAAAUCUAAUACUCGAGAAACAUUAGAUACAUUGGUUGAGAGAUCAAAAACCAACACUGAUGAAGACAAUUAUAAGAUUCUUACAAAUGACUUUUCAAAUGCCGCAUUACAAACAGACACUGUAAAUAAUGAUAUCUGGUCCACUGAUUUAUGUUUUGAAAAUAUUGAAACAAGAGUAUUGGAAAGAUCUGAUAAUCAAGAACAUUAA